Messenger RNA from Microdochium trichocladiopsis, 315 nucleotides. RefSeq lists its product as uncharacterized. The transcript has 2 exons. NCBI's taxonomy places the organism in Eukaryota, Fungi, Ascomycota, Sordariomycetes, Xylariales, Microdochiaceae. The coding region runs from base 1 to 315 and encodes 104 amino acids. The record is from RefSeq and is a predicted model, not a curated record.
AUGAAGGCCUUUACCAUUGUUGCGUUGCUCGCUAUGGGAGCUAUUGCCCUUCCGAUGCUCCCGAGAGGCGAGCAGAGCGCUGAUGAGAGCUACCUGCCUUCGAAGCGUGUCGAACAAAGCGCUGAUGAGAGCUAUCUGCCAUCGAGGCGUGCGGAGCAGAGCGCCGAUGAAAGCUACCUGCCCUCGAAGCGGGUAGAGCAGAGCGCCGAUGAGAGUUAUCUCCCCUCCAAGAGGGCUCAGCAAAACGCAGAUGAGAGUUACUUGCCGUCGAAGCGCGUCGAGCAAAGCGCGGAUGAGAGCUACUUGCCUAGUUAG